AUGCCUCUUACUCAAAGACAGCCUUCUCCCCUUCCUAGAUUGAGAGAAGAUGGCGUUCCUUUUGCCUCGGAAGAGGAUGUCAUACGAGGACCAUCUCCCGCAUACCUCUCACCUCUACCAAAGUCACCCAAUGGCUCUUCGUUGGUCACUACUAGAGAUAAAACUCCGGUCCCGUACUCAAAAUUGGCACCUUUACUUGUUCAAAGAUGGUCAGAGGGACUGACGUACGCAAUAGUAUUUCCAUAUAUCAAUCAGAUGAUCUUGGACAUGGGAGUAGAAGAAAAAUCAGUUGGAGUGUGGUCUGCUAUAGCUGAAUCCGCUAUGAUGGUGACGGAAGCUAUUUCAGCCCCAUUUUACGGAGCAUUAGCAGAUAAAGUUGGCAGGAGACCUGUUCUGAUAGUUCUGCAAUCGCUCUUUGGUCUUUUCGGAGUCGCUUUUGGACUAUCGAGGACUGUAUGGAUGGCCAUAUUGCUGAGAUCAUCAUUGGGCUUACUAGCCGGAUGUGGUGUCAUCUCCAGGACUAUGGUAGGAGAGCUAUGUGAUAAAUCAAACAGAAUUCAAGGAUUUGCGAUAUUUUCCCCUUCUGUCAUCUUUGGGAUGACGACAGCGCCUCUAUUAGGAGGCUUCUUGGCUAAACCAUCCGGAAGAAUUCUACCUGCCUCAUGGACCCUAUUCACUGAUUAUCCAUAUCUCUUACCAGCUUUGUUCACAGGUGGAUCGGCCGCUAUAUCUGCGAUACUUUGCAUCUUUCUUCUUCCAGAGACUUUGCAACGAGCUAAGCGGGAUGCACAACCACGAGAUAUUGAGAAAUCUACAAACGGUGGAAUGCAAGGAUUACUGAAACAUGAGCAAUUUCAGAACGUGUUAUUUCUUUACGGAAUGAAUAACGCGGUCAUGUUUGCCUGGGAAGCGAUCUAUCCGUUGUUCGGAUUCACAAACAAGAAUCUGGGAGGACUGGGACUAUCGACGCAAACACUAGGAGUGGUCCUUGGUCUUUCAGCAGGUUUAUCAAUUCUGAUGACCAUUUUCGUAUUUCCUUUAUUGCACGGCUCUUUGUCGGAAUCAGUGUGUCUGAGGAUCUGCUUGCUGUCAUAUCCAGCUGCUGUUCUUUUCUUCCCUGUAUUAUGGGCUAUGAGUUUCCCUUCUGAAGGAGAUAAUCUACCUUCGUCAGUAUGGGUAGUAAUGACUAUUCAAAUGGUUCUGAGGAGAACCGGGGAUUUCGCAACUACUCAACUUGAUACCUUGGUACUAGAUUAUAUCCCUGGACCUGAAUACCUUGCUUCUGCUAAUGCUCUGACAUUCAGUGUAGCUGCUGUCGGACGUGCUGUUGGAUCAUUCAUAGUUUCAUGGGUCUUCUCUUUGUCAACUAGAUUUUCAUCACCAUAUUCACCUGGACGCCAUCUAGUUUGGCUUGUAUUCGUGCUUUUGUGUACUCCAUCAGUGUAUCUCGCAAACAGACUAUUGCAUGGCGAUCCUAUGAAAAAUGAAACCAACGACCAAGAAGAAAGAUAUGAACUGAUGAAUCAUCACGAGGGAGAAGCUAGAGGCACUAGUGUUGAAUUGCACAUCGAAGAAGAUGUCAGAUAUCGAAUUGUAUAG
Messenger RNA from Kwoniella shivajii, 1599 nucleotides. RefSeq lists its product as uncharacterized. Lineage: Eukaryota; Fungi; Basidiomycota; Tremellomycetes; Tremellales; Cryptococcaceae. Gene Ontology annotation, biological process: transmembrane transport. Bases 1 to 1599 code for a protein of 532 amino acids. The record is from RefSeq and is a predicted model, not a curated record. Gene Ontology annotation, molecular function: transmembrane transporter activity. The transcript has 11 exons.